GGGAGGUAGGUUGCGCUGCGGAUGAAGUGUUGUGGUUGUUAGCGGCAGCAGCGUACACCGCCACGGGGGACAUCAAUGGUGGAGUACGCGUUCAUUCAGGGAAAGGUCUGAGAGAGACCGUUACCGGGGCUUACAUGGAGAGCUGAAACCGAAUAUGAGCUUCACGUCCUCAAUGAUGUACAUAUCCCCCGCCUUGCUGCUUAUUUUGUACGGACAUAUUGGAUUUUCGGACGCUUCACCUCGCAUCAGCCCUUACGAUGCGUCGCCCAGCACCACCAGGAAGCCCGGCUCAGCCUCAGACACCUGGGAGACCCUCCACACCGACACGCCUCGUUCUUUACCGGAGAGCAGCGGCUCCGUCCUCGGGCCUGUUAUUGUUACACCCGACCCCGCAUCCACAAAAACUGCACCUACAUUCCAGCCUCCAACGACGGAACCGACAACCGACAGCGUCCCUGACGCCGCCAGGAAGGAGCGGAUGACGGCACCGAGCUCCAGGCUGAUGGGCCCCCGCAAACGGUCCGCCGACGGUCCGGUGCUCGCUCCGGAGAAGAUGCUGCAGACCAUGAUGUUGUCCUCCAUGGUCUCCCAGCGCACCGCCAACGAUGCCUGGGCUGCAGAUGCUACGACUGGGACGUCAGUGGAGCAGCAAGAGAGCUUGUGUAACUGCAGCAGUGGCAGUGAGGGGAUUCUGGAUUCAGAUGAGUGUGACCAGACCACCGGUCAGUGUUCGUGUCUGSUGGGCUAUGCCGGCCUGCAGUGUGACGAGUGUGAGAAGGAGUAUUUUACCAAUGGCACCAGUGGCUGUCUGCCCUGUUCCUGUGACUCCUAUGGUGCGGUACACCCCGUCUGUGACAG
This is a messenger RNA of Austrofundulus limnaeus, 858 nucleotides long. Its product is annotated as multiple epidermal growth factor-like domains protein 9. Gene Ontology annotation, cellular component: laminin trimer. The record is from RefSeq and is a predicted model, not a curated record. Lineage: Eukaryota; Metazoa; Chordata; Actinopteri; Cyprinodontiformes; Rivulidae. Gene Ontology annotation, biological process: tissue development; animal organ morphogenesis; cell migration.